UCCAGUCGAAGCUACACGAACUGGCAGAGCGCACAGAGCAGCAAAGAGUACAAAAUGAAAGUGGCAAUUAUUGGAAUACUACUUAUCCAAGUGAUAGCCGUGUAUGCGCAGCCCAUUGAUGACUAUGCCACAAUAGGAACAUCAACUAUCAUACCGGAAGUCAGCGAGCCACAAACUUCUUCAACAGCAAAUGCAGAGAAUUCCUCAACAACUGCAGAAGCUGAAGUAACUGAGACACAAAACUCUUCAGCAACAAAUGCAGAAAGUGUGCCAACAACAAUUGAACCUUCUACAGAAGAAACGGAAGCAACAGAAGAAACUGAAGAAACAGAGACAACUGUGCCACCAACUUCUACAACAGAAGAUGCAGAAACCACUGUCGAACCACCCGUAUUAUGUGAUGAGGGAGUCGCAUUUCUGCCAGCGCCUCAGUGCAAUGAUUACUACAUGUGUCUAUAUGGUGUAGGCAUCUUGAAGUCAUGUCCAGACGGUCUCUACUGGGAUCCCAGAUGGAAUAUUUGCAAUUGGGAUUCCUCACGUUGCGACAAUGGAUUGCCAGAAUCAAAUUGCUCAGAUGGUGUUGAAUUUCUACCCGUCGAGUCAGAUUGCACCCAAUACAUUCAGUGUGUUCACAAUAGUCCAAUACAAAUGACAUGUCCAGGCUAUCUAUUCUGGAACCAACCACUUCAAAGAUGUGACUACAAAUGUGAAUUUUAGAAACUUGCUAAAUGAAAUUUUAAUUUGUUAAUGUUAUUAUUUAAUAAUGUGAAAAAGUGAAUCAUUCACUAAGCGUGUUAAAAGCAAUAAAUUUAUUGAAAUUGUUAA
Molecule: messenger RNA, 825 nt
Organism: Drosophila hydei
Lineage: Eukaryota; Metazoa; Arthropoda; Insecta; Diptera; Drosophilidae
Product: probable chitinase 10
Exons: 2
Coding region: 55-717 (220 amino acids)
Cellular component (GO): extracellular region
Molecular function (GO): chitin binding
Source: RefSeq, a predicted model, not a curated record